Messenger RNA from Branchiostoma floridae (Florida lancelet), 2343 nucleotides. Its product is annotated as insulin-like growth factor-binding protein complex acid labile subunit. Bases 1 to 2343 code for a protein of 780 amino acids. The transcript is spliced from 3 exons. The record is from RefSeq and is a predicted model, not a curated record. Gene Ontology annotation, molecular function: protein binding. Lineage: Eukaryota; Metazoa; Chordata; Leptocardii; Amphioxiformes; Branchiostomatidae.
AUGGGUAAAACCGUACCAGGUGUGCUGAUGCUCUUCUUAGUCAUCCUGAAAACAGCAGAAGCUGCUCGUGACUGCCACUGUUCAGCCACUUACUGCCACUGCAGCGGUCGGAGCCUCACCAAUGUUCCACAGGACCUGCCGGCAACUAUCACAACCUUGGCUUUGAGUUGGAACCAUAUCACAGCAAUAAGUCAGUCUGAUUUCUCAAGAUAUAGCCGGUUAACAAGUCUAUCUCUAGACGGAAAUCCCAUCUCCACAAUUAAUAACCAAGCAUUCUAUCACUUGUCAAACUUAGGUACCUUAGAUCUUUCCCUAAACCUUAUUAGAAACCUCAGAGUUGAUAUGUUCAGAGGGCUGGGAAACUUGCAGGACCUUACUCUAUUCAAUAAUGACAUCAGUGAUAUUGAGGCUGGAACUUUCAGACAAACACCACGACUGACAAUCUUGUACUUGUAUCAGAACAAGUUAACAAACCUCAGCUCUGACAUGUUCGCAGGGCUGGGAAACUUGCAGGACCUUAGGCUGUACAAUAAUGAGAUCAGUGAUAUUGAGGUUGGAACUUUUAAUCUAACAUCACAACUGACAACCUUGUACCUGUAUCAGAACAAGUUAACAAACCUCAGCUCUGACAUGUUCACAGGGCUUGAAAAGUUACAGGACCUUAGGCUGAACAAUAAUGACAUCAGUGACAUUCAGGCUGGAACUUUCAGUCAAACCCCACGCCUGAGAACCUUGUACCUGUAUCAUAACAAGUUAACAAGCUUCAGAUCUGACUUGUUCACAAGGCUGGGGAAUUUGGAGGACCUUAGGCUGUACAAUAAUUACAUCAGUGAUAUUGAGGCUGGAACUUUCAGUUCAACAUCACAACUGACAACCUUGCACCUGUAUCAGAACAAGUUAACUAAACUAAGAUCAGACAUGUUCGCAGGGCUGGGAAACUUGGAGGACCUACGGCUGUACAAUAAUGAGAUCAGUGAUAUUCAGGUUGGAACUUUCAAUCCAACCCCACAACUGAGGACCUUGUACCUGCGUAAUAACCGGUUAAAAAUCAUCAGAUCUGGCGUGUUCGCAGGGCUGGGAAACUUGUGGCACCUUACGGAAGCAGACAAUGGUCUGUACACGUGUACUGCAGCUAGUCUUGUUGGCUCCACAUCUGCUACACUAUCUGUAAAUCUAACUUUCGAAGAGCCAACCAUUGGAAAGUUUAAAAGGAGCACAAAUAACACAUUGACACCUGGUGAAACACUACACUUGCUGUGUGAAUCUUCAGGUUUCCCCACGCCAGACAUCAUAGUCAUUCUCCCUUCUGGUGUGAACGCAACAGUUGAGUCAGAUGGGAGGGUGACUGUGGAUAUCAAUGCCAACAUCAUCAUAAGAGACAUUACUGCAGAAGACGCUGGUCUGUACGUCUGUAUUGCAGCAAGUUCCAUUGGCUCCACAAAUGCCAUACUUAUUGUAAAAGUAACUUAUGAGGAACCAACCAUUGUAAGAUUUGAGCGAAAUAAUAACGUAUUUGAUCAGGAAAAACCUCCCCAUUUGUUCUGCAAAGCUUCAGGAAUCCCCACACCAGACAUCACAGUCAUCCUUCCAUCUGGACAGAAUGUUACUGCUGAGACAGGUGGGAGGGUGACUGAAGGGGAGAAUGGCACUGUAACUAUCCGGAAUGUUACAGCCAAAGACGAGGGUCUAUACGUCUGUACUGCUGUGAGUCCCGUUGGCUCAACAUUUUCAAUUUUUUCUGUUGUUGACCUUCAACAGACAUCUACAGUGUCUACUGCUCCCACUUUCUCCCUACCUGCCCUCAUUGGAGCUAUAUUUGGUUCAGUAGCCGGUACUGUCCUCAUUGGUGGCAUCAUUCUCACAAUCUGGUGUAAGAGAAACAACAGGAGUCCUCCCAAUGGUCCAGACUUCAGCGUUGUUUUUAACAAUACAAACACCACAACUACUGUCAUAACCAAUAGUAAGACAGGGCAUCUACAGACUAUGAGUGAUUCCUCGAAUGACAGAAACUCCCAACAUGUCUCACGGCCAGCUUCCUCCCAGUUCGAGCCUUACGAAGAUGUGUUACCCCGUUCAAGUGACCCCAGACCAAGAGCUGCAGUUCUGAGGCAAACCGCUACGAGGCAGGCCCUUAGACCACCCAAGAGAAACAAUGGUGAGCCUCCCCCAGUCCCUCCUCCCCGCACAGCUAGUGCUGGGUGUGAUAACGGUACUGUACCUGAAGACAACCAUGAAAGCUCACACCACUACCAACCUUUAAGAAAGCCAGAGAACAGCUCCUCCAGUGCAGGCGAUUCUCAACACCAUUACCAGUCUCUGCAGAGACCUCAACAGCCACACUGA